Synchytrium microbalum is the source of this 1372-nucleotide messenger RNA. RefSeq lists its product as uncharacterized. The transcript has 2 exons. Lineage: Eukaryota; Fungi; Chytridiomycota; Chytridiomycetes; Synchytriales; Synchytriaceae. The coding region runs from base 2 to 1372 and encodes 456 amino acids. The record is from RefSeq and is a predicted model, not a curated record.
AAUGGGUGAUUCUUCAACUACCGAAGCUCCUCCUCUUCAACAAAAUUCACGUGUUUUCACCAAUGAAACACGUCCACCAGCCGUACCCCCUGUAGCAUUCCGUGAAUUCAAGUCCUUCAAUGCUAUGGUUACCGCUAAAAAUCAACCUCAGUAUGAUCUAACCUGGAAAUUUCCCUUCUUGGAUCAAGCUGGUACCAACUGGACUCUAUGGGAACGGACAAUGAUGGACAAAAUCACGUCUAGCCGUCUUCAACCUUACCUACAGUUGAAUAUAUGUGAUGCAACGCGUAAAUUUGACGCGCUCACCUCCGAUAAUCCCACCGAUAUUGACUUGCAUUUCCUUCAUUUGGAGCGAAUGCUAAAACUCAAGGAAUUGAUUCGCGGUGGACUGGAUGAAACUUUUCAAGUCCUUAUCAAUCAGUUGGACAAUCCUCCAGAUAUUUGGAGCCGUCUCAAGCUUCAAUGUGAAGUCAACUCUGAACAUACACGAACCUUGAAUAUCAAGAAGUGGCAGGACUUGAAGAUCUCCGGCUAUGAAAACAUCCAUGAAUAUACCUCUAUUGAACGGAAUCUGGUCGAUACCCUAUCUAAACCGAUGAUGGGAAUGACCGAAUUAGUCACCGAUCAGAUGAGAGUCGACAAAAUGAAACACACCAUGCCCUCAACUCCGGGUGCCAAACGUGUUUUGGAUCACAUAGUAUUCUCCCCGCAGGAUAAAAUCUUUACUCCCGCCGAUAUUCUCAAUUUGAUCACCUGCUUUACCGACCAAUAUGGUAACAAGGAGUUCUUCGGUGAUAAAGCCACCCCAGCCAUCCCGAAAAUCGGUCAAGAGAUGACUCAAUCAGCCGCAAUUACAGCUAAGAAGAGUGGCAAACGUAAAGACAACAAGAAGCCUCCACUACUCGGUGCUAAAGCCGAUACGGCCAAGGUUACCAAGAAGGCUGCUCCUGAGGUCAAGUCUACUAAACACUGUGAUUUGUGUUAUGCAUCUGGCAAAUAUCGCUAUGACAAUCACACUACCAGCGGAUGUGGUAAUCCAUCUGUCAAGUCAAAUCCGACUAAAGACAAUUCUUCUAUAUCCGAUGUGGAUGAAGAAGCUGAUGUUUGCAAGUUUUGCAACAAAGGCAAACACGCACUCCAAAAGUGUUAUAUGCUACAACGUCUCAUUAAUGAGCGUAAUGAAGCUGCCAAGAAAAAUCCACGCACCGCAAUCAAUAAUAUCACAAUUGGUGAUGAUUCGGCUAGUGAUAGAAGCAAACGAAAUCAAGCCAAAGCCAAAGUCCAAUCUCACUUUGAGCAAUUUGGGUUUCCUGCUAAGUUUCUGAAGUCUACUACCGACUUUGAAGAUGACGACUAUCACAUGCACACUUGA